Messenger RNA from Amphibalanus amphitrite, 2429 nucleotides. RefSeq names its product kinesin-like protein KIFC1. Gene Ontology annotation, molecular function: microtubule motor activity; ATP binding; microtubule binding. The record is from RefSeq and is a predicted model, not a curated record. The transcript is spliced from 11 exons. Gene Ontology annotation, biological process: microtubule-based movement. The coding region runs from base 121 to 2196 and encodes 691 amino acids. NCBI's taxonomy places the organism in Eukaryota, Metazoa, Arthropoda, Thecostraca, Balanomorpha, Balanidae.
GUUGCGCUCUCCGUGUGUUUGUGUGCGUGCGUUUGGAUCUUGUGCCGGCGUUAGGGUUUUGAACCGAUUUUAGUAGCAGUGGUGUGUCUUCCCUGAUAAUUUCAUUUGGUUGAGGUCACGAUGAGCCGCCUGCCGACUCCGUCGUCUCGGCUGCCGGUGGCCGGCACCUCUCGGCUGACGGCAGCCUCCGGGAUCGUGCGCCCCACACCCCGUGCUACCCCGGCCACCGCCGGCAGCGCGUCCGCCCUGAAACGGCAGGCCUCGCAGUCGUCGAUGGCGACCAAGCGGGGUCGUCUGGACACCUCCGGAAGUUCGGACGGCUCCUCCACGGGUCGUCCUCCGCGCGCGGGCUCGAUGCGUCCGCCGGCCAACCCGGGCCUGAUCCGCUCCAAGUCGGUGGCCAACCUCAGCACGCCGGCCGGACGGCCCAUGAGGGACGUCACAUCCCGGGUUGUCUCCCGUAAUAACGUGAAGGCCGCCGGCACAGUGGGCGGCCGGCCGGGCGCCGCCAAGCCGACGCCGAAGCCGGCGGCGAAGCGGCAGCCGUGGGACCUGAAGGGCCAGAUCCAGGACAUGGACGCCCGUCAUCGCGAGCUGAUGGAGCAGCUGCAGCUGACGCAGGAGCGCGUCUCCAGGAUGGAGGAGGAGAAGCAGCAGCUGGAGCAGGGUGUCCGCGAAAAGGAGACCAUCACCGCCGAGGUGCAGUCGGAGGCACAGCGCGUCUCGCGUCAGCUGCAGGACCGCGAGGACCAGUGGGAGUCAGAGCGGCGCCAGCUGCAGCGGCGCCUCUCCGAGCUGGAGGCGCAGCGGGAAGAUUCGGAGACGCAGCGGGCCGCGCUGCAGCGCCGUCUCACCUCACUGCAGGCCGAGCUCCAGGCCAAAACGGACGAGGCUGACGCACUCCGGUCGUCAGUGGCCCAGCUGACGGCCGCCCAGGCCACGGUGGGCGCGCAGCUGUCGGCUGCCCAGCUGACCGUCCAGCAGCUGACCGCCGCCCGCGACCAGCUGGAGGCCACGCUGCGGGAGCGGGACGCCACCGUGGCGGAGCUGGAGGCCCGCGCCCGCCGCGAGGAGACCCUGCGCCGACAGCUGCACAACCAGGUGCAGGAGCUCAAGGGCAACAUACGCGUGUUCUGCCGCGUCCGGCCGCUGCUCGGGGAAGAGGUGGUCCAGGCCGACGGCCAGAUCCCGCACCUGCAGGUCACCGACGAGCGCUCGCUGGAGAUCGGCAAGGCGGCAGGUGCUGGUGCCAACGAGACUAUGAGCGGCCGUCGUCGGGAGGAGGGUGACGGCAAGGUGAACUUUGCGUUCGACCGCGUCUUCCCGCCGCAGACGUCACAGGCCGACGUCUUCGAGGAGAUCUCUCAGCUGAUCCAGUCGGCGCUAGACGGGUACAAUGUCUGCGUCUUCGCGUACGGCCAAACCGGCUCUGGUAAAACUCACACCAUGGAGGGCGGCCGUGACGACGAACUGCAGGGCGUGAUCCCGCGCGCCGUCAGCCAGAUUUUCGACGCCUGCGCUGCGCUCAAGGAGAAGGGCUGGUCGUACACGCUGGAGGCCAGCUUCCUGGAGAUUUAUAAUGAAACCAUCCGCGACCUGCUCAGCACGUCGAAGGAGAAGAUGAACUACGAGAUCCGCAUGAAAGACAGCAAGCUCAACAGCAAGACUAAGGAGGUGUAUGUCACCAACCUCAAGGUGGUGACGGUGACGGAGCAGGCGGACGUGGCCUCGCUGCUGGAGCGGGCCCGCCAGCAGCGCGCCGUGGCCGCCACCAACUGCAACGAGCACUCGUCGCGCUCACACUCUGUAUUCACCCUGCGGAUGGAGGGCCGGAACGCGCUCACCACCGAGACCUGCCACGGGUCACUGAACCUGGUGGACCUGGCAGGCUCCGAGAGGCUCAAAGAGUCCGGCUCGCAGGGCGACCGUCUCACCGAGACCAAGAACAUUAACAAGUCGCUGGCCAACCUCGGAAACGUCAUCAUGGCGCUGGGAAAUAAGCAGGACCACGUGCCGUUCCGAAACUCCAAGCUCACACACCUGCUGCAGCACUCCCUCGGCGGCAACAGCAAAACGCUCAUGUUCGUCAACGUGUCGCCGCGCGAGGACUGCGCCGCCGAAACCCUCAACUCUCUGCGCUUCGCCGCCAAGGUCAACCAGUGCCACAUCGGCACUGCCACGAAACGCACCAAGUGAGGGCGAUUGCGCCGCGCGAGGCUGAGCCGUGUAUAGGUGGGGGCCUGGCUUUCCAGCGGCGACCGGAACGAUAAAUUCUCUAGCCUCGGGAUCUCUCGGGCGCGCGCUGUAUGUACUGUACCGCUGGGGAGAGACUAUCGGACGCCCUCUCGUCGCGUCGGUGCGCACUGCGUCCCCAGCAUAGCGCGCCGUGGGUCUCCAUGUUUAUCGAUGGGUGAGUGUGUGGGAAGAGA